AUGUCUUGGGUACACCUGGUUUUGUUCACCGGUUUACUAAGCCUUGUAAUUGCCUCGUCUUCUUCUCCGGUCUCCCGCUCGAUUCUCCGGGAUAUCAGCGGUGGUGGCAACGCCGAUCAGGAAGAUAAAGCUGUUGAAUUGAACAGUACCAACUUCGAUUCAGUCCUUCACAACACCCCCGCCAAGUACGCCGUCGUCGAGUUCUUCGCUCACUGGUGUCCUGCCUGCAGAAACUACAAGCCUCAAUAUGAGAAGGUAGCGAGGCUCUUCAAUGGACCAGACGCGAUACAUCCCGGACUCGUUUUGAUGACGAGAGUUGAUUGUGCAAUGAAGACGAAUACCAAGCUCUGUGACAAGUUCGACAUUACUCAUUAUCCAAUGCUCUUUUGGGGUCCUCCUUCAAAAUUUGUCGAACCGAAAAAGAACAAAAGCGAUAUACUUGUUAUUGAUGACGGCCGCACAGCUGAGCGUUUGCUUAACUGGAUUAACAAGCAGAUUGGCAGUGCUUAUGGAUUGGAUGAUAAGAAUUUCGAAAACGAACAUGUUGUGUCAAAUAUGACCGACUACGAACAGAUUUCUCAGGCUGUAUAUGACAUUGAGGAAGCAACCGCAGAAGCUUUUGAUAUCAUUUUAACACAAAAGGCCAUUAAAUCAUCUGAAACAAGUGCUUCAUUUGUUAGAUUUAUCCAGCUUCUUGCAGCCCAUCAUCUUUCCAGGAGGUGUCGGAAGGGAGCUGCAGAAAUUCUAGUGAACUAUGAUGACUUGUGCCCUUCUGGAAAAUGCUCUUACGAAGUCUCUGGAGGGAAGGAUUCACUGGGAAAUUUCCCUAUUUGCGGAAAGGACGUUCCACGUGGAUACUACAUGUUUUGCCGUGGUAGCAAGAACGAUACUCGCGGAUUCAGCUGCGGAUUAUGGGUUCUGUUUCAUUCACUUUCCGUGAGGAUUGAGGAUGGAGAAAGCCAGUUUGCAUUCACUGCAAUAUGUGAUUUUGUCAACAACUUCUUCAUGUGUGAUGAGUGUCGCCUGCAUUUCAAUGACAUGUGCUUGAGCGUGAAAACUCCUUUCAAAAAGGCACGUGACUUCGUCUUGUGGCUGUGGAGCACGCACAACAAGGUCAACGAGAGACUCAUGAAAGAUGAAGCUUCUCUCAGUACCGGUGACCCCAAGUUCCCAAAGAUCAUAUGGCCACCAAAGGAUCUUUGCACGUCGUGCUAUCUCUCGAGCGACCAGAAAAGCAUAGAGUGGGACCACGACCAGGUUUACAAGUUCUUGAAGAACUACUAUGGCCCCAAGCUCGUCUCCCUUUACAAGGAAAAGAGUGUCAUCGGGAGCAAGGAAGAGACCAACAUCUCAGCCACUGAAGACUUGACAGUAGCCACCAACGCUCUUGUUGUUCCGAUUGGAGCUGCUUUGGCAAUAGCCGUCGCCAGCUGCGCAUUUGGGGCGCUUGCUUGUUACUGGAGGACGCAGCAGAAGAACCGCAAGCCGAGGAGAAGCUGGAACUGA
Molecule: messenger RNA, 1506 nt
Organism: Microthlaspi erraticum
Lineage: Eukaryota; Viridiplantae; Streptophyta; Magnoliopsida; Brassicales; Brassicaceae
Source: the annotation of a GenBank genome assembly